AUGCACAACGAACAACGUAGUAACUGGUGGGGGCCUGAUUCGAAAGACUCAAAGAUACAUGAAAAAGAAAAAAAAGAAGAAUUAUGGCAUGAUCAAUCAAAGCGAUAUGACCCGGAAUUUCAAAAAAGUUCUUAUUCUUAUUCAACAGCUAUACUGCGUGGUAUUCUUCUAGGUAUAUUAGUCGGCAGUGUGGCAUUGGCAACAAUUCUGACAUUGUAUUUAGAGGAAUCAGUAACAACGACCACUAGCACAACAAGUACGACAGCUACUACAACAACGACAACAACAACCACUACAACCACUACAACGACUACAACUACAACAACAACCACUACAACCACUACAACCACUACAACGACUACAACUACAACGACUACAACAACUACUGCGACAACAACCACUACAACUACAGAAACUACGACAACGACCACAGCAAGUACAUUAAACAUCCUAAUUCUUCCUUAG
This is a messenger RNA of Rotaria socialis, 465 nucleotides long. NCBI's taxonomy places the organism in Eukaryota, Metazoa, Rotifera, Eurotatoria, Philodinida, Philodinidae. The record is from the annotation of a GenBank genome assembly.